Messenger RNA from Emys orbicularis (European pond turtle), 948 nucleotides. It is a transcript of the gene RAB17, whose product is annotated as RAB17, member RAS oncogene family. The coding region runs from base 1 to 948 and encodes 315 amino acids. The transcript is spliced from 8 exons. Lineage: Eukaryota; Metazoa; Chordata; Testudines; Emydidae. Gene Ontology annotation, cellular component: Golgi apparatus; endosome. Gene Ontology annotation, molecular function: GTPase activity; GTP binding. The record is from RefSeq and is a predicted model, not a curated record.
AUGACCUGGAACGGUGCCAAGACGGACUAUGCUGGGACCGGGACCUGCUGCGCGAUGGCGAUCAACACUGCGAACGGAAGCAUUGGCGUGCGCAGGGCUCCGCCCUUCGGAGCAGAGGCCAGCUCCACUCAAAUCACAACUCACCUUGAUUACAGUUUGCCUGGAUUUAACUUGUUUGAGCACCUGCCCAGCCCUGCUGCUACCGCUGCUUCCCAGCCAGCAUUGUUUCAAACUUUCAAUGGAUUGAAGACCACCCCCCACCCACCUAGAAGAAAAGCAAUGUUUAAAAAGAAUAUGGCCCCGAGAAGAACGCAGCAGGUGGGGGCGGGGCCUUCCACGGAGCAAUCCUACAUCUACAAGGUGGUUCUGCUGGGGAGCACGGCCGUGGGAAAGUCAAGCAUAGCCUUCCGCUAUGUGAAAAAUGACUUCAGGGAAUCCAUGCCCACUGUGGGAUGUUCUUUCUUCACCCAGCUGGUAUGUUUAGAGACUGCCACGAUUAAGCUUGAGAUUUGGGACACUGCAGGACAAGAGAAGUACCAUAGCGUUUGCCACCUUUAUUACAGGGGGGCUAACGCUGCCCUUCUUGUAUAUGACAUUGCCAGAAAGGGAACUUUUGCGAGAGCAAAGCUAUGGUUGAGGGAAUUGGAGAAGGAAUUUCUUCCCGAUGAGCUCGUGAUUGUUUUAGUCGGCAAUAAGAUAGAUCUUGCUGCUCAGCGGGAAGUCACCUUUGAGGAGGCGGCGGAGUUUGCAAAGAGCAAAAGCUUAAUCUACAUGGAAACAUCGGCAAAAUCCAACCACCAAGUGACUGAGGUGUUUAUGGCCAUAGCUCACGAAUUAUUGAAACAGGAACAACAGAAGGAACCAGCCCUUCGGCCUCAGCCCUGGAAGAAGUCACGCGUGGAUCUGCGAGAGCCAAGCAAUCAGACUAAGAAGUGUUGCAUGAACUAA